AUGGAGGAAUUCUGCGAAGAUUACAAAUGCACACCCCAUAUCUACUCCUUAGAUGAGGAACCCGAUGGCGAGUUCCUCGUCCCAUAUUCCAGAAAAGGCCACGAAGCAAGCGCGUACCUGAGUUACAUAAUCGACAACUACAAUAACCUUCCACCCUACACAAUCUUCAUACAUGGCCGUGAAGAGCAAUGGCACAACGACGUCGCAGGACCAAACACCCAAAACGUGCUCGCAAACCUCCGCUACGAAGCUGUCAGUAUAAACGGCUACGUCAAUUUACGAUGCACCAACAGACCCGGCUGCCCAAGCACAAUAUUUCAACAGUUUCCUGUAGCGGUUGACUUUGACUAUCAGUAUAUGAUCAAUCAGCUACCCGAAAUCCUGGGUCAUCUCCUCGGAAUUGAUCCCAGCGAGGCGCCAACUGAUAUCGGGCAUCAGUGCUGCGCACAAUUUGCCGUGACAAGGGAGCGAAUUCAAGAGCGGCCUCGAAUUGAGUAUAUCCGCAUUCUUGAGUGGAUUGCCACCACUGAUAUGACAGACAAUUAUGGUAUUGGAUGGUUGAUUGAGAAACUGUGGCAUAUCAUUUUUGGCAUGCCAGCAGUCUAG
This is a messenger RNA of Penicillium daleae, 606 nucleotides long. Its product is annotated as DUF3431 domain-containing protein. The transcript has 2 exons. The record is from RefSeq and is a predicted model, not a curated record. The coding region runs from base 1 to 606 and encodes 201 amino acids. NCBI's taxonomy places the organism in Eukaryota, Fungi, Ascomycota, Eurotiomycetes, Eurotiales, Aspergillaceae.